CGCCGCAGAUCCACCACUCGAGACCCACACGCAGUCUCUCAGUCUGCAAACAACAAUCCCACCGAGCUAUCAGCGCGCAUAGAAGCUCCCGCCCGUCCUGCAGCCGCGAGCUCGCUCAUAAACCCAAACCUCUUCCUCACCGUGUGAAACCCCCGUCCCUCACUCAACAUUCCCCACCUCGCGCUCGGAACCCGGGCGUCGCUUCCAACUCGAUCGGAAAAACCCUAGCCUACCCAGGCGCGCGGCCGCGAGCCUGGACCGGUCGUCGAUGGCGCCGAGAGGCGGGGGGCGCCGGAGGGGGAGAGGAGGCGCCGCAGCCUCUCGGCCGCGGCACGAGCAUGCCAUGGACGUCGAGGUUAUCGAGCUAAGCGACGAUGAUGUGAAGUCAGCUGCACACGCGAAGCCGCGGGACGGAGAAAUUUCCGGUGCGGAGGGAUCUCCGGCAGAUAUCUCUGAGAUGCGCCCGUUUGAUUCAACCGAGGAGGUUUCCACGAGGAACCAGGGGCGUCUUAGGAAGCGAACUCCAACUGCUAGCGUUGCUGCAACCGCAGAGGUGCAGGUUCCUGGUGCUGAGCUAAGCAAUGUUGAAGCAGGUGGUGCGAUGUUGCCUCUAUGCCGAAGAUCCAAACGUCUACAAAGAAAGCCAUUUGUUGGCAGUGAAAGUGAAGAUGAUGAUUAUUCAGCCCUUCAGCAAAGAUCAAAGCGUCUUCGGCACAGAGUUGGAACUACUCUUCGUCCAUACGACAAUGAUGGUGAUAGUGACACCGCGGAUGAUGAUGACCAUAUUCCCCAUCGAAGAAGAUCAAAGCGUCUUCGGCACAGAGUGGGAACUAGAAAUCAUUCAUCCGAUGACAAUGCUGACAGUGACAGUCUGGAUAAUCACAGGAAGCCGAUUCCACGCAGGAUGUCAAAGCGCCUAAUAGAGAAACAGAAAGCUGAUCAUGUUUCAGAUGAGAGCUGCAGUGAAGCUUCUUUGUGUGAGUUGUCAGGGUCUUCAUCUUCAGGAUCAGAUGACGCAUUAUUGCAAAACACUGUAAGACAUAGCAAAAGCGUUUCUGGUGGACCUAUAUGCUCAAUCUGUAAGAGUGGUACUGGCAGCUGCCUUUUAAUUCCAUGUGAGAACACUAGCUGUUCUCGUAGGUUCCACAACUUCUGCCUUGAUCCUCUGCAAGCUAGUAGAGAAACCUUUGAAUGCUCUUUCUGCAACAUCAGUCAAGCUUCAUUGGACCAGCGGACAGACAUGUAUCCAGCUAAAAAGAUCCAUAGACUUGUAGGUCACAGAAGGGUAAUAACUAAGGAGUCCGAUUUUGAAUAUCAAUUCCUAGUGAAAUGGAAACUACUUUCUCAUCAUCAUGACAGCUGGGUUCCACUUGAUUGGCUUCAAGUCUUUGAUCGUGUGCGAGUACAAAGCUAUAUGAAGAAUAUCAGCUUGCUGGAAGAGGUUUACACAGAGGAUGAAAGGAAGCCUGAGUGGUUUGAAGUAGAUCGUGCCAUUGCAUGUCGGCAGAAGUAUGAUAUCGACGGUCCGUGUGAUAUUCUGGCUACUUUUCAGAAUAAUGAAGACUUUGACGGAUAUGAAUUCCUUGUAAAAUGGAACGAUCUUGAUUAUGGUGAAUGUACAUGGGAGCCCUAUUGUACUGAAGGUGUGCCAUCAGCUGUUUCUAUGCUUAUUGAAAGGCACCAAAAUACGUUGAAAAGAGUAGAUCGCGUCAACGAAACUUGCAUGGAUGGAAAGCUACCUGAUAAGGUGCACAAUGGAGUUUUAUAUGGGUAUCAACUGCAAGGUUUACAAUGGAUAUUUCAAAAUUUCAUAACCAGGAGGAGCGUUAUUCUAGCUGAUGAAAUGGGUCUUGGCAAAACUGUUCAAGUUGUUUGCUUUCUCAGACAAAUAAUCAAGGGAACUUUCACGACAUCUCCUUCAUUGGUUAUUGCUCCUAAGAGCAUCCUAUUGCAAUGGAAAAAGGAAUUUGGUUGCUGGGCAAGUGAUCUUAAUAUAGUUAUUUAUCAAGGAGAGAAGGACUCCAGAAAGUGCAUUCAAGCUCAUGAAAUGUACUCUUCUGAAGGGAAGACUUUAUUUGAUGCUCUUGUGACAAGUUACGAGUGUGUCCAACUUGAUAAAGCAGUCCUACAAAAAAUUAAAUGGUCAACCAUUGUCGUUGAUGAGGCACAUAGACUGAAAAAUCUCUAUUGCAACCUUGCCUCGUGCCUGAAACGAUAUAGCUCUGAGUUCCGGCUGCUACUUACAGGAACGCCCUUGCAAAAUAGUAUCCUGGAAUUGUUUUCAUUGCUUCAUUAUAUUGAUCCAGAUGAGUUCUCUGACCCAAAGACCGAUGGGUUGUUCUUACCAAUUGAAUCUGGACUGGAUUUGACAAUGGAUGAAAAAGUUGCUCGCAUUCAUGAUAUUUUAAAGCCCAGGAUGUUGAGAAGAAUGAAAUCUGAUGUGCUAAAAGAUUCUAUGCCAAUGAAGAAGUGGGUAGAAGUUCCAUGUGCACUUACAGAUUCUCAAAGAGACCUUUACAUUAAUAUUUUAGAGAAGAACUACUCAAAGCUGAACAGGGAUAUUCAGUGUGGCAAAAAGAUAUCUCUGAACAAUGUACUCAUGGAAUUGAGAAAAUGCUGCAAUCACCCGUAUCUAUUUCCAGGACAGGAAGUUAACCAACUUGCAGGAGAAGAUGUUUUCCUGUCACUUGUUUCUGCAUCUGGGAAACUUCAACUCUUACAGAAGCUUCUUCCAAAGUUGAAAGAAAGGGGGAACCGUGUACUGAUUUUCUCCCAGAUGACCAAGAUGCUUGACAUUCUCGAGGACUUUCUUUUUUCCCUGGGAUACAAAUAUGCACGCAUUGAUGGACAGACAUCACUCUCUGCAAGGCAGGAGCGCAUAAAAGAAUACAACAAUGUUGAAAGUGAAACAUUUAUCUUCUUGAUGUCUACUCGUGCUGGUGGUCUAGGUAUUGACCUGCCUGGCGCAGAUCGAGUGAUUAUCUAUGAUCCUGACUUCAACCCAUUCAUGGACUUGCAAGCACAGUCCAGGGCUCACCGGAUUGGCCAGACCCGACCUGUGGUUGUGUACCAACUGAUCACAAAAUGUUCUGUUGAAGAGAAGAUACUGCAAAAGUCUAAGCAGAAGCUGGCCAUUGAGAAUAUGUUAAUGAACUCUUCCAAAAAGCCAAGUGCAGAGGAGCUGAAGUCUGUUCUACUACAUGGAGCCAAGACAAUUCUGGAGAAGAAGAAGAUCAACGCUACAUCAAUCCAUUAUGAUGAUGAGGCAAUUGAGAAUCUCCUUAAGUUAGAUCCUUCUAGUGGGGAGAAGUGCUCUUCAGAUGACAACGGUUAUCUUGGUAGCAUCGUGAGCUUUGCUCAUGGCGACGAGGAGGAAGGACCUCUCUCCCCCAAGGUCGAGGAUCUCAAAGUUUUCAAGCCUGCUACUCCCAAGGUGGUUCUUGGCCGUGGGAGAAGGCAAAGGAAUGCUGUGAAAUACCAUGAAGAGUCUGAAAAUGAAGAGAGCGAUGAUAUGUAUGCUCCAGAUGCUUCUUCGGAGUCCAGUAGCUCAUCUGAUGAUGAAACAGAGCAAGAAGUUCCUGAAGUUGUGAGCUUGAAGCCGGAAGUUGCUCCUGUACCUGACAGCCAAUUGGCACCCUCCUCAGGCGGGGAAACGGAGAAUGUGAAGCUUGAGUAGCGAGCGUGAAGCUGGAAGUACCUGGCAUUUGAUGACGAAUUGAAAGUCAUUAAGGAAGUAGAAAAACCACUUUUGUAUAGGAAUCGCUUGAGUAGCAAUGUGUGGCUUAUUUAUAUGCUGGCUUUUGUGGCAUUUCUCUAUAGUUUGUAAAAAACUGGUCACAUCGUAUGCCCAGUUUAGUAAAUUGAUUGAUGGUGAUGGUACUGAUGUAUAACAACUAUAGUUGGAAUUAUCUCAUCUGGUAGUGUUUCUGCCAAUUUAUCAUU
Molecule: messenger RNA, 3942 nt
Organism: Lolium perenne
Lineage: Eukaryota; Viridiplantae; Streptophyta; Magnoliopsida; Poales; Poaceae
Biological process (GO): chromatin remodeling
Cellular component (GO): chromatin; nucleus
Molecular function (GO): ATP-dependent chromatin remodeler activity; chromatin binding; ATP binding
Source: RefSeq, a predicted model, not a curated record